AUGAACCGAGUAUUUGGAAAGAAGAAAGCGACAGCUCCAGCACCAACUCUGGUCGACGCAUCUGUCGGCUUGGGCGGCCGCAUUGGUGGAAUGGACACCAAAAUCCAAGGCCUGGACGAUGAGCUCCGCCAGUACAAAGAAAAGAUCAAGAAGGCACGAACUCCAGCAGCCAAGAAGCAACUCCAAAAGCGUGCCAUGGAAGUGCUGAAGCGUAAGAAAAUGUACGAGCAACAGCGCGACAUGGCCUGUGGUCAACAAUUCAAUAUUGACCAAGCUCAAUUUGGAAUGGAGUCUGCCAAAGCCACUGUUCAAACUGUUGCUGCCAUGAAGAGCGCCAACCAUGAAAUGAAAAAGGUCAUGAAGAAGGACCUCAACAUUGACGCUGUGGAGGACCUUGCUGAUGACAUGGCUGAUAUGUUCUAUGAAUUCAAUGAAAUAAAUGAAGCCUUGGGCAACAACUAUGCAACACCAGAUUUGGAUGAGGCGGAUCUCGACGCAGAGCUGGAAAUGUUGGGUGAUGAGCUAGAAAUGGAGGAAUUGGAGGCUGAAACCACACCCAGCUACUUGCAAGCUCCCUUGCCAUCACAACCCACAGACGUACCUGGGAACAAACUACCAGCGAACGGGGAGUUGGUGGACGAGUUUGGGUUGCCUGCUGCUCCUGCACGAUGAGAAGUUUGACAAGAAAGAGCAACACGCCACAAGCUUCGGCGCAAUAUAUGGACCACCUCAAACAAAUGAUAAUAUUUUCGAUGUUCAAUUCAAAUCAAAUCCCCCUCUGAACAAUAACAAUACUGUAAUGGAAGAUAGUCUAAUCUGAUGCCUCCUGUCUACAGCU
This is a messenger RNA of Seminavis robusta, 838 nucleotides long. The record is from the annotation of a GenBank genome assembly. NCBI's taxonomy places the organism in Eukaryota, Bacillariophyta, Bacillariophyceae, Naviculales, Naviculaceae.